Molecule: messenger RNA, 331 nt
Organism: Cylicocyclus nassatus
Lineage: Eukaryota; Metazoa; Nematoda; Chromadorea; Rhabditida; Strongylidae
Source: the annotation of a GenBank genome assembly
AUGCGUUCAUUCACACUCUGUCUUUUAUUCGCUUUCCUCCUCGUAUGUUUCGCUGAGGAAAUGUUGGAAUUCAGCCCUGACGAUAUUCCAGCCGACGCUCCCAUCAUCCGAGAAAAAAGACAAUUUGGGUGGGGAGGCUAUGGCGGAUAUGGGGGAAGAUGGGGUAGAGGAUAUGGAGGCUAUGGAGGUUAUGGUGGCUACGGUGGUUACGGUGGCUAUGGUCGUCGCUAUGGAGGAGGCUGGUGGUGACUGGGACUGCCAUCUUUUUGAAACGCUCAACAUCGUGAUUUAACGUAUUUUAUAUUGUAUAAUAGAUGCAUGAAAAUAAAAU